Grus americana (Whooping crane) is the source of this 4816-nucleotide messenger RNA. It is a transcript of the gene RGS22, whose product is annotated as regulator of G protein signaling 22. The coding region runs from base 290 to 4072 and encodes 1260 amino acids. Gene Ontology annotation, molecular function: G-protein alpha-subunit binding. The record is from RefSeq and is a predicted model, not a curated record. NCBI's taxonomy places the organism in Eukaryota, Metazoa, Chordata, Aves, Gruiformes, Gruidae. Gene Ontology annotation, biological process: regulation of signal transduction. The transcript is spliced from 28 exons.
AGUCCCCAGCCAGACCCAGAGACUCUGCAGCUUCUAUUUCUGGACUGCAUUCAAGGAUUUCACCUUUGCAAAUGAGGUUGUAUGCUCACAGGUGUGAGUGCCGGCCCUUAUGCAUGUAGAUCCAGGAUGCAGUCGAAGAGGCUUACCACUGAGCCUCCAUGUAUAACAGAAGAAGUGUUUGCUACUUACUGUGACUAGACAUGUCUGACUCCAGGUGAACUUCACACAAGCACACGAAGAUGUCAGAGUUCUAUGCAGAAUCAAGGAAGAAUGCUUAGCCACAGAUGAUAUGCUUGUGGACUACUUUAAUGAAUUUUUGAGUCUUCCGACUUUUGCACAGCCAGUUAAGUUUAACUCUGACUUUGGGGUUUUUGAAGUAGUUAAUGAUGCCCCACAACACCUGGAAAGUCAGCUGAAAAAAAUUCUACAUGAUCAGAAGCCUCCAAACCCCAUUUAUGAUGUUCUAAGGAAAGCAAAGAAUGAUGGGCAGGUCUCCAAAAUGUGCAGCAUUUCUCCAGCCUUCAAUAUUGAUCCAAAUUACACCACUAUGUGUCUUGAUCGAGAACAAGCAAUUCAGUGGAUCAAGAAAGAAAGGCUUCCAGCAUUUCUAGAAAGCGACUGUUAUUUUGAAUACAGGCUAGCUAAAUUGAUAUCACAGGUAGAAUGGAGCAAGACUGGUAUUAAUUUUAUUAUAGAUAGUGACUAUAAUCCCUGGAUAAAGAAGAGAGACCCAAGUCCUCCCUCUCCUGAGGAGGAUGACACUUCAUUGGCUAUGAAGAAGUUCUGUGUAUCUCUUGGACAGGCUAUGGUUUCUCAGACAAAGGAUUGGUUUACUUUAGCAAAACAAAGUGAAUCCAUGAAAACUACAGAUUCAUCUAUGCAUCCUGUAGCUUCCAGUGAAAUUCAAGAUACUCAGUGUUUGCCUGGGCAGCACGAAAGAAAGGAUUCAUUAAGCAAAAAAGAUAACUUCCUGGAAGCAGGUUCCUGGUCUAAGGAAUGCCACCAAUGGAGUUUCCUUUCCCCUUCAAGGACAGCAUCAGGAAAACCCGACAUUAUUAGGGAGAGAUCCAGAGAGGCUGAGGAGGGUUCUUCUGUGGCCAUUGCUGAACCUCAUUCCCACACUCAUUUAAGAGUUUAUCUAGACCCAAAAUGGGACAGUGCAGCAAAAGAAGAAAAUGGACGGGAAAGCGCAACUUCUCAGACACUGAAAGAAUUCCAGCCAGCUGCUGACACUGAGAGUGAUGUGGAUUUCCACAAACAGCCUGAAGUGUUUAUACAUGAGUUAGAAAAUAAUGAAUUUGCUCGUGGUACUGCAGAGCCACUCUUUUCCCAAAGUUCUUCUCCAUUUACUGUCCUGGACUCCAAGGGAGAUGUAAGAGAACGAUAUACUGAAGAAGUGAGCUUAAGAUCAAGUUCUGAAAGUGACGGGGCAGACAGUAGGGCUGCCUGGUGUAUUAGUCACAGAACUUACGACACUGGCAACAGACAUGAGUUUGAAAGAUUCAAGAAAUUCAUUAAAGGAACGCUUGGGGAGAGGUACUGGUGGCUCUGGAUGGAUAUUGAAAGAUUAAAGGCUCUUAAGGACACUACAAGACAGCAAAGGCAACUCAUUAAGAUGAAAAAACUCUAUCUGCUGAGCAGUGGAGACUAUUUCCUCAGUUUGGAAGUGUUACUCAGACUUGAUCUACUGCAUGGAGAUCAGUGGAACACAAAGCAUUUAAGACAGAUUCAGCCUGAAGUGGUGAAACCUCUACUUCUUUACUGGGGUCCCAGAUUUUGCGUCACUCAUUCGACAGCAAUAGAAACUGCCAGUGCAAAACUGAAGCUCUGGCACAUGUGCCAAGAGAGACCAAGGGUGGACAUUGAUCCUUUUCCACAGAUGGUAUCAUUGCUACAAUUGACACCUAAGUCUUGCAUACCUAGGAUACCACCUUCCCUUCCUCAGAAAAGUAGAACAAGCUCACCAACAACUUUAUUAAAAUUAGCUACACCAAAUUUCUCUUUGAAGAGAUCAUUAAGAUUAUCACCUAACCUGUCAUCAAGUCAGAGCCCCCGAAGGGAUGACAUUUCUAGCAGUAGAAAGUGGCCAAAGUCCAUGAGCAGAAACAUGUUUCAUUGCUUAGCUUUGGAUGACACUGAAGACUCAAAAUACCAAGGUCAUAGAAAGUACACCUAUGCUGAGCUUCUCCUGGGGAAAAGCACUGCUGGCAGUGUUGUCUUAGGGGGAUCAAGAAUGGAAAGCAUGCUGCAAUCUCUUUAUUUGGAGAACAGAGCAGGCUACUACUUCACACACUUCUGUGAGAAGUCAGGGAGUAAGUUGUGGAAGAACAGUGUGUACUUUUGGUUUGACCUACAGGCUUAUCAUCAGCUUUUCUACCAAGAAACUCUUCAUCCUUUUAAAAUAUGCAAGCAAGCUCAAUUCCUUUAUGCAACUUACAUUGCCCCAUCUGCCAGUAUGGACAUUGGACUUCAUCAGAGUAAGAAAAACAUGAUUUAUCAGAAAAUUGACCCAGCUUUUGAGGAUCUUUUUGACCCAGCAGAAGAAUAUAUCCUCACUGUUCUCCUAGAACCAUGGAUGAAGAUGGUGGAAGUAGACAAAUACACUUAUGGGAAGGUGGAGUUGGUGGAAGAAACUCGACAGCUGGACUCCGUGUACUUUAGAAAGCUCCAGGCUUUGCAUCAAGAGAGUGGUUCCAAGCAGGAUGAGAGUACUGUUGCUGACACUGGUCUGCCAUCCUGCCCUGAUGCUCUCAAAGAAGAUCAGCACUUGCACCAAGUUCCCAAAGAAUUGGCAGGUCCUAAUCUAUCUGACCUGAUCCACGACAAAGAGAAGUUAGAACAGUUCUGGGCUUUUCUUAAUGAGCAUUCUGCUGGCAUGGAUCUCAUGUGCUGGCUAGAUAUUGAACAGUUCAGAAAGAUGCUCCACAAGGAUAAAGAAAAAAGGGAGGAAAAGUCUAAGGACAUUAAAAACAAGUACUUAAACAAAAAAUACUUCUUUGGACCCAACAGCCCAGCUACCAGAGAACAACAAGAACAGCUAAUGCAUUCAGGUGGAGGAUGGGGACAAAUCCUACAUGAUCGACUUCCAGCAGCGGUUCUGCUAGAAAUUCAGCAAUGCAUCCAGAAGAGAUUAGAAAAACAAUGGCUGCCAUUGUUCCUGGCAGAUGAGCACCAUGGGGCAGAGGGACAAGCAAAGAUAAGGGACAUAAAUGAAGAUCUUCCACGCCAAAAACAGGAGAAGACAACUAGGAUGUGGAAGCAUGUGGACAAUAAGUGGGUUUCUUCAUCUAGUGAAAUAAUUGCAUUCCGCAAAGCGCUGUUGAAUCCAGUGACAGCAAAUCAGUUUCAACGCUUUGUGUCACUGAAAGGAGACCUACUGGAGAAUGGAGUGCUCUUUUGGCAAGAGGUACAGAAGUAUAAGGACUUGUGCCAUUCUCAUUGUGAUGAUGCCACAGUACAGAAAAAGAUCACAGCUAUUAUUGACUGCUUUAUUAAUUCCGCUGUACCCCCAGCUUUGCAGAUUGACAUCCCAAUUGAACAAGCAAAGAAGAUUUUGGAACACAGGAGAGAACUAGGACCUUACAUUUUUAGAGAGGCACAGAUGACUAUUUUUGCUCUUCUGUUUAAAUUUUGGCCAAAAUUUUGUAAGUUUCGAAGCAAUUUGGCUAGUGACAAAAUUCUACUUGCUUUGGAGAGAAAAAAGGGGAAAAAGAUGCAAAAAAAGGAAGGCAAAACAGCAGAGGAUAAAGAAGAGGGCAGAAAAUUCAUCAGUCUGUCAGGCAGUGCUUUGGGAGAUGAGACUGGUGUGGAGAGAGGACCAGCAUCAUUUUCAGAUGGAUAUGGGUGGCAGGCUUCCUGGUCCUAUUCCAAGUACAUAGAAGCCUUGGAGCAGGAGAGAAUACUCCUGAAAAUGCAAGAAGAUCUGGAGAAAAACUCAUCAUCAUUCCUUACAGGUACCUCGUCUACAUCCUUCCCGAAGCCUGGAAACUCAAAAAAAUCCACCAUUUCUCCAAAGAGUACUGUGAUUUUGGAGAAACAGUCAAAUCUUCCCAAGAAACAGAAAGCAGAUUAAAGUGUCUGUGAGGAAAGGAAUGCAGAGACAUUUAAUGGAGCUGGGCAGGAGACACAAAAAUAACGUGCAUACAAGGUUUGUUCUUACGUUUCCAGAGCAAAGAUGACAACGGGGAGUAUUAUUAAGAACCAUGGGACAUUAGUCAAGGGUAGAAAAUAAACAUCUUCCAACGUGUUCCGUAUCAACACGAUUGUGAUACUGACUCUUGUGUUACUCAUUUCUUUAACAGUACACCCUGAGGCUCAAAUCAGAGUAUGAUUCCACUGAAGUAUGCAUGGUACAAACAACUAGGUGGUCUCGGUCCUAAAGAUGUUAUAAUCAUACCCAGUUCUUCAGUGCCUGAUCUAAUGAAUAAGUAAAACACUGCAUUGAACUGACAGCCCUGAAGCAGUGUGUCUUGGCACCCUGUGCUCUCAGUACUGCAAUUCACGCAACUUCUAUUUGUCAAGGAUAACUCAUGAGGUGUCUGAGCUAUCAUAAAAUCAAACCUUCUUGUGGUUUGCUCCCAGUCCAGUCUGAUUCCUCAUCCAAAGUACACCUUCUGCCUCAUUUCUGAGUUUUGAUCCACAAGAAAGGCUUAAAAUACAUCAGGACACAGAUGUGACUGAGAACUUUUGUAAAACGCCAUUCCUCCCAUGGCAUUACUCACCAGAAGGUUGCAGGAGCUCAUGGCUCUUGUGUAGCUCUCCCUACUUUCUUGCUUGUUUUUACAGUUUUAAGAGUUUCAAAAAGAAUUGGGGCAGA